This is a messenger RNA of Vicugna pacos (alpaca), 4953 nucleotides long. The record is from RefSeq and is a predicted model, not a curated record. NCBI's taxonomy places the organism in Eukaryota, Metazoa, Chordata, Mammalia, Artiodactyla, Camelidae.
GCGAGGUCUAAGGGCAAGGGGUAAAUGGCGGGCGGGGACUGAGGGGGGCGUGCAGGUAAACCAACCGGCCAGAGGUCGCGGGCAUGGCUGAGGCCAGGAAGCGGCGGGAGCUGCUUCCCCUGAUCUACCAGCAUCUGCUGCAGGCGGGCUAUGUGCGCGCAGCGCGGGAAGUGAAGGAGCAGAGCGGGCAGAAAAGUUUCAUGGCUCAGCCUGUAACCCUUCUGGACAUCUAUACACACUGGCAACAAACCUCAGAGAUUGGCCAGAAACGGAAGGCAGAGGAAGAUGCAGCGCUGCAGGCCAAGAAGACCCGUGUGUCAGACCCCAUUAGCAGCUCGGAGAGCUCAGAAGAGGAGGAGGAGGAGGCAGAAGCCAAAACUGCCAAAGCCACCCCGAGACUAGCAUCUACCAACUCCUCAGUCACAGGGGCGCUUUUACCUUCAAGCAUGAAAGAAAAAGCCAAGGCAAACACCAAGAAAGCCAGCAAGCCAGUGAACUCCACGGCACACCCUGCCUCCGGGAAGGCAGUGGCCCGUCUCCUCGCUGGGAAGUCACCCAAGAAGGCAGCAGGGCCCUUGGGAAAUACCAUCCUGGUCUCAGAAACUGAGGAGGAGGGCGGCGUCUCAGCCCUCCGAACCACUGCCAAGCCUGGAAUGGCAUCAGCGAGCCAGGCCGACAGCUCCAGCGAGGAGUCCUCCAGCUCUAGUGACGAGACGGACAUGGAGAUGAAACCUGCAGUGAAGCUGCCACAGGUCAGAGCCCCACCAGUCCCAGUCAAGGAGUCUCCAAGGAGAAGGGCGGCCCCAACCCCUGGGAAGGCAGGGGAUGUGACACCCCAAGUCAGAGGAGAUACCCUGACCUCAGCUGGCAAGGCUAAGAAGCCAGAAGAGGUCUCAGAGAGCAGCGAGGAAGAGUCGGAGAGUGAGGAGGGAGCUCCUGCAGGGACCCCCAGCCAGGUGAAGGCCUCGGAGAAAACUGUCCAGGUCCGAGCUGCCUCAGGUCCUGCCAAGGGGACCGCUGGGAAAGGGGCCACCCCAGCACCCCCUGGGAAGGCAGGGCCUGCAGCCACCCAGGCCAAGGCAGGGAGGCCUGAGGAGGACUCGGAGAGCAGCAGCGAGGAGGACUUAGACAGCGAGGAGGAGCUGCCAGCUGCCAAGACCCCACUUCGGGUAAAACCCUCAGGGAAGAUCCCCCAGGUCAAAGCUGCCUCAGCAGCACCUGCCAAGGCGUCUCCUAGGAAAAGGGCACCUGUAGCACCCCCGGGCAAAGCAGGCCCUGCGGCCCCCCAGGCCAGGAAGCAGGAGGAGGACUCGGAGAGCAGCAGCAGCGAGGAAUCAGACAGCGAGGGCGAGGCGCCCACAGCUGUGCCCCAGACCACACGCCUGGCUCAGGUGAGGCUGGAGAAUACCCUGCGUGGCCCUGUGCCCGGUCCUCUGCCUCUGCACUCAGGGCCCUGUGCCCUCCACUUACCCGUCUCCCCUCCUGCCUUACCUCACACACUUUCCCCUGUAAGCCCCCUAUCCUGACUCUAUCCUUUGUCCUCCCAGGCAAAGGCCUUGGGGAAAAACUCCCAGGUCAAAGCUGCCUCAGCUCUGGGCUUGGGGCCCUCAGCAAAGGGCGCUGUCCCGGGGCCCCCUGGGAAUGUGGGGUCUGCGGCCGCCCAGGCCACGAAGCGGGAGGAGGACUCGGAGAGCAGCAGUGAGGAGGAGUCGGACAGCGACGGGCAGGUACCGACAGCCGCGGCCUCGGCCCAGGCAAAGUCUUUGGGGAAAGUUCCCCAGGUCAGACCUGCCUCGGGUCCUGCCAAGGGGCCCUCUCAGAAGGCUGGGCCUGCAACCACCCAGGUCAAGACCAAAAGGUCCAAGGAAGACUCGGAGACCAGCGAGGAGUCAGACAGUGAGGAUGAGACACCCGCAGCUGUGACUCCAGCCCAGGCAAAACUGGCUGGGAGAACUCCUCAGACCAAGGCCUCCCCACGAAAGGGGACUCCCGUUACACCUGCAUCUGCCAAGGUCCCCCCAGUGCAAGCAGGCACACCAGCCCCCUGGAAAGCAGGAACGGCGUCUUCACUAGCCUGCACGUCAUCCCCAGCCAUGGCCAGGGGCGCCCAGAGGCCAGAGGAGGACUCUUCGAGCAGCGAAGAGUCAGAUAGCGAGGAGGAGACAGCUCCUGCCACAGCAGUGGGACAGGCGAAGUCUGUAGGAAAAAGUGUCCCAGGGAAAGCUGCCUCAGCGUCCACCAAGGGGCCCUCAGGGCAAGGGACUGCCCCAGUGCUCCUAGGGAAGGCAGGGCCUGUCAUGGCCCAGGUCAAAGCUGAGGUACAGGAGGACUCAGAGAGCAGUGAGGAGUCAGACAACGAGAAGGCAGCCUCAACUGCCACACAGGUGAAGACUUCAGUGAAAAGCCCUCAGACCAAAGCUAACUUGGCUGCCAGCCGAGUAGCUUCAGCCAAAGGGGCAGUGUCAGCUUUGGGGAAAGGGGUCACUGCAGCUGCUCAGGCCAAGCUGGGGUCCCCAGCCAAGGUAAAGCCUCCAUUGAGGACCCGCCAGAGCAGUGUCGUCUCAGGGAAGGGCCAGGUGUCUGUGACAGCUGUGGGGAAGGCAGUGGCCGCAGCAGCCGAGGACCAGCAGGGACCUGUCAGGGGCCCAGAGGAGGACUCAGAGAGCAGUGAGGAGGAGUCGGACAGUGAAGGGGAGGCACCCACCCAGGCAAAGCCCUCAGUGAAACUCCCCCAGCUCAGAGCUGCCUCAGCCCCACCAAAAAGGUCCCCCAAAAAAGGGGCUGCCACAGCACCCCCUGGGAAGGCAGGACCCAGCGCCCAGGCCAGGAAGCAGGAGGAGGACUCGGAGAGCAGCAGCGAGGAGUCAGACAGCGAUGAGGAGGCGCCAGCAGCUGUGCCACCAGCCCAGAAGGAGGGUAACUCCAAAACCGCCAGUAGCAAGACCCUGGCCCCAGCACCCCAAGAGAAGAAGGCAAAAGAGUCCUCAGCCAGCAGUGACGAGGAGCUGCCGGACAGCCAGGUGAUUAAAACCCCUCUGAUUUUUGUCGACCCUAAUCGUAGUCCAGCUGGCCCAGCUGCUACCCCCGCCCAAGCCCAGGCUGCGAGCGCCCCGAGGAAGGCCCGGGCCUCGGAGAGCACAGCCAGGAGCUCCUCUGAGAGCGAGGAUGAGGAUGUGAUCCCCGCCACGCAAUGCUUGACUCCUGCCGUUAGAACCAACGUGGUGACGGUGCCCACAGCCCAGCCGAGGACAUCCCCCAGAGCCAGCAGCAAUGAGGAGUCCACUCCAGUGUCCGAAGGCAAGAAGCAGGAGGCGCCAGCCACUCAGGUGACAAAGACGAACCCAGCUCACCUCCCGCUGACCCAGGCUGCCCUGAAGGUCCUUGCCCAGAAAGCCACUGAGGCCAAGUCUCCUCCUGCCAAGACCCCGUCUUCAAGUGGGGUGAGCUGGGGAACCAAGGGGUCCAGGGCCCACCCUGAAGGGGAUGGGAGCCUUGGGCAGGAGAGUGAUGCACAGACAGAGGGGCCAGGCCAUCCCAGGGCCCUCAUGAAGGGCUCUGCACCACCCGGCUGGCAAGGGUACCUGGACUCCCAGCGUGACACCUGUGCUUCUCUGGUAGGUGCAGCCGCCUCCAAGAGGGAGACCUUGGUGGAAGAGACCACAGCAGAGUCCAGUGAUGAUGAGGUGGUGGAACCUUCCCAGUCUCUCCUCUCAGGUUAUGUGACCCCCAGGCUGACUCCAGCCAGUUCCCAGGCUUCAAAGGCUUCAAAGGCCACUUCCAAACCAGAUCCCAACCCCUCCAUUUCUUCUACUUCGAUCACCAAAGAUGCCUUGGACGGCAAGCAGGAAGUGGAGCAGCCCCAAGCAGCAGGCACCAUGUCCCCUAAAACAGGCAGAAGAGAGGCUAGCACCACACCUCAGAAGCCCCAGAAGGGACCUGGGAGCCCUCAGGCCUCCACUCUGGCUCUGCAGAGCGACAUCACCCGGCGCCUCCUGAGCGAGCCCUGGCCCCUGAGCGACACGCAGGUGCAGGCCUCGGUGGUGAAGGUCCUGACGGAGCUGCUGGAGCAGGAGAGGAAGAAGGCUGUGGAUGCUGCCAAGGAGGGCGGCCAGAAGGGCCGGCUGGGCCACAAGCGGAAGCUGUCAGAAGACCAGACGACCGCCAAGGCCUCCAAGAGCAAGAAGAAGAAGCUGCUGGCGGCCGGGGAAGGCAGGGAGUGUGCUCCCUCCCCAGAAAAGGCCCCCAGGACUCCCAAGGGGAAAUCCAAGAGGGACGGAGUGAGUGGUAACAUCAAGGAGAAGAAAGAGAAGGAGUCUCCCGGCUCCCAAGGGGCCAAGGAGAAGCCGAAAGGGGGGCCAGGGACGGCGAAGGGUGAGGGUGGAGACGAAGGCAACCCGAAGAGCAAGAAGGAGAAGAAGAAAUCCGACAAGAGAAAAAAAGACAAGGAAAAAAAGGAUAAGAAGAAGAAAGCUAAAAAGGCCUCAACCAAAGACCCUGCCUCACCAUUCCAGAAGAAAAAGAAGAAAAAGAAGAAGACGGCAGAGCAGACGGUCUGAAGGACACCAGGCGGCAGAAGAUGGCCUGCUGUGGUGUCCAUGCUGGCCAAGCCAGUGAGCUGUGCAGAGCUCCCGUGACCUCCACUCAGUGACCCCAGGCUGAUUUCUGUUCCGACACAGGAUGCUACGUAUGGACAUGUACAGUAUAUAUAUAUUUUUUUAAGUGACCUGCCCCUCCCUUCUCAGACCCAACAUGCCCAGGGGCCUCGGGACUUCCCACCUCUGCCCUGCAGACCCGACGAGGUUCAGCCUGCAAUUCCUCCCACACCCCUGGUCUCCAGCUCAUGCUGAGGCUUUGUCCUCCUUUUGUUAGUCUUUUCCUCAUUUUGUUUGUGGGUUUUUUGGUAAGAACUCAAAAAAUAAAAGACUUGAAGGAAAGGUGCAAGUUCCCAGUGCA